AUGUCGGACGACGACCGCAUGUCGCUGACGACGGCCGUGAGCGACGAGGACGACGCGGAGAGCGUGCACAACUCGCCGUACCGCGCCAAGCAGACGGGCACCGCCGCCGCCUCCUUCAACUGCACCGGCGCCGUGCGCAAGGCGGGGUUCCUGAGCGUGAAGAAGUGGUUGCUGCGGAAGAAGCACCAGAUCGAGCUGGCGCGCAAGCGCGGCUGGAAGGGCUACUGGGUGUGCCUGAAGGGCACCACGCUGCUCUUCUACCCGUGCGACUCGCGGGAGGGCCGCAGCGUCGAGGCGGCGCCCAAGCACCUCAUCAUCGUCGACGGCGCCAUCAUGCAGCCCAUCCCGGAGCACCCCAAGCGCGACCACGUCUUCUGCCUCAGCACCGCCUUCGGCGACGCCUACCUCUUCCAGGCGCCGUGCCAGGUGGAGCUGGAGAACUGGGUGAACAGCAUCCACUCCGCGUGCGCAGCCGCCUUCGCCCGGCACCGCGGCAAAACGGGCACGCUGCACCUGCUGCAGGAAGAGAUCUUCCGCCUUGAGAAGGCCAUCGAGUCGGACCACAAGCUGAAACACAUGGCGGACCUGCAGCAGAGCGUGGUGUCGGACCCAGAGACGAAGCAGCAGAUCAACAACCAGAUCGUGCAGUGGGAGGAGAACCUGGAGCGACUCCACUGCGAGCAGUUCCGGCUGCGCUGCUACAUGGCCAGCCUGCAGAGCGGCGAGCUGCCCAACCCCAAGAGCCUGCUGACGCACGUGUCGCGCGCGACGAAGAACACGCUGAACAAGCUGGGCGUGUUCACGGUGUCGUCGUUCCACGCGUUCAUCUGCGCGCGCAGCCCGUCGCUGCUGAACAACCUGCUGGCGGGCCGCGGAGCCACCAAGCGCCGGCCGCCCAUGCUGUCGCGCUCCAACUCGGGCUCCUCGCGCCGCUCGCUGCAGCUCUCGUCUCGCGACGACCAGGACAAGAGCGUCAAGGUCGCGCUGCCCGACAACCAGACUGCUCAUAUCUACCUGAGGGAUGCAAUGUCUGUCGAGGAAUUUCUGGCAAGUGCAUGCGGUCGGAAGAAUUUAAACCCGAUGGAACAUUUUGUACGGGUCAAGAAAAGACGAGACAUGGAAGACCACAAUUAUUUCGUUCCUCAUCGGACGGAUCUUAUAGAGACAUAUCUCCACACACACGAGAUAGUGGAGGUUUGUGCAAAGAUACUGUAUCAGGUAGAGCUUCAGCGUACCACUCUGGAACAGAUGUGGGGAUUCUCAGUGGAAGCAGAACUGAUCGAGAACGCCGAUCGCCAAGACGAACUGUGCUGUUAUGUGAGCAGAGUGGAGGACAAGAGUGUUGCUAUGCAGAAUGGAAUAAUCAAGGGCGACGAGAUCAUGGUAAUAAAUGGUGCUAUAGUGAGCGACUUGGACAUGAUGUAUCUCGAGAGUGUUCUCCAAGAAGAACUCGCCCUGUGCAUGAUGAUGAGGUCAUCACGGACAGAGCCGCCAGAUCUUGUGGGUAUUAUGCGUGCGACGGACGACAUCAUCGAGAGCCUCGUCUGCCCACCUCCCCCUUCAGAUCCCCCUAUCAUCAGCGAAGAGAUGAUAUCAGGGCUCAUUGUUCCUGCACCCGGCUGGAGCAAGGAGCUUUACUCUCCCGAGGCGGAGAGCUCUCCUGCUCCUUCUAGUGAAGCUGGCGGAAAAACUACUUCCCGGACGAACUCAUUCGAAAUAGAAAAUCUACUGAAGACUGCAGAGCAAGUGACAGGCUUCUGCCGAUCUCCUGUAGAAACUCGUAAGUCUAGUCCUACAGGUAGUGUCACAAGCAGCCAGUCACAAGCUCUGCUUACACCUAGCCGCCAACUUACUGAUGCUGAAAAACUUCGCAAAGUUAUUCUCGAACUUAUUGAUACUGAACGCACUUAUGUUAAGCACCUAAAUAAUCUAUUGGAGAAUUAUUUAGAACCACUGAAGAAAGAAACAUUUUUAUCAAAUGCAGAAAUUAAUGCACUUUUUGGAAACAUCCAAGAAAUUGUAGCAUUCCAAAGACAAUUUCUUCAGAACCUGGAUGAAGCUCUAGAAAUGGAACCUGAUUUCAACAAGUUUGAGCAUCCUAGCCAAUUCAAAAAUGUUCUUUUCUCUAUUGGAAAUGCAUUCCUAUUAUACGUAAAUCACUUCAAGCUCUACAGCUCCUUCUGUGCAAGUCAUUCAAAGGCACAAAAAGUACUACACCCUAAUGAGGGUAACCAAGCACUGCAAGAGUUCCUAGCUGCACGUAAUCCAAGACAGCAGCAUUCUUCCACUCUGGAAUCAUAUCUCAUCAAACCAAUCCAACGAAUUCUUAAAUAUCCACUUCUACUGCAGCAGCUGCGAAACUUGACAGAUCCUUCUUCAGAUGAGCAUCAGCAUCUUGUUGAGGCCCUUAAGGGAAUGGAGAAGGUAGCUGAACAUAUAAAUGAAAUGCAAAGGAUACAUGAAGAGUAUGGAGCAAUAUUUGAUCACUUGUUUAGGCAACAUCAGAAAUCAUGUAAACAGCCAAUUGAUCUCUCACCUGGCGAUCUUCUUUAUUAUGGAGGUGUUGAAUGGUUGAACAUAUCUGACUUCCUAGGAAAAAUAAAGAAAGGCCUUGAACUCCAUGCAAUGUGCUUUGUAUUCAAGUCAGCAGUUGUGUUCCUCUGUAAGGAACGAUUGCGACAGAAGAAGAAACUAAUGGGGGUGUCGAGCAAAGGCAGUUCCAGUGAAGUAGAAAUAAUUCGAUACCAAGUUCUUAUUCCUGUAACUGAAGUACAAGUUCGUGCAAGUUCAGCAAAGGACAUGGAUUCACAUUUCCUCUGGGAACUUAUACAUCUUAGGUCACAAUUACAAAGGCGAUCAGAAAAGGUUUACGUUCUUUCUAACAGCACGGCAGACUUCAGAAAUGCGUUCCUGAAAACUAUUCGCCAAAUAAUUCGUGAGAGUGUUCGUAAUAUGAGCAUCCCUGCAACGAAGCCAGGAUCAGGAUCUGGGGCUCUAGUGUCAUCUGCAUCAACAUCAGCAACACCCAGCAGUGGUACAGCCACUAAGGUUCCGGCAGGAAGUGCUGCCUCUAGCAGUAUGAGUGGAACUGGAGGCAGUGGGUCUUCUGGUGGAGACAGUCAUCAACAGCAGCAACAUCAGCAGCAACAGCAACAUCAUCAACAGCAGCAGCAGCAACAACAACAGCAGCAGCAGCAACAACAACAACAGCAGCAGCAGCAGCAACAGCAACAGGCAACAUCUAGCAAGGGUGUAGUAAUUCUGCAGGGAUCACACACUUUGGGAAAGCCAAAGAAACCACCAAAGGGCCUUCAGCGACACUCGGCUGGCAACAUUGACUAUGACAAUCUUGAUCGAACUGGUGAAAGUGGUUCCCAAGAAACUCCUAGCAGUUUCCGAGCACGUAGCAAGACUGUUAGUGAUGGUGCUGAUGAAAGUCAUGAAAAAGGUAGUGGCAAACAGCAUGAUUUGGAUCCAGGAACAAAGUCUGAGGGAGAAGAGGAUUCAAGCCUAGUUGCAACAGCGAAAGGGAAGUCGACUCUAGGGAGAACACCAAAUCACCUUACUCUGAGUUCUACGUCAACCCUCUCAGCAGGAAGCACUGGAAGCCAAGCAAGACUGAUCCAAUCAUCCCAUCAGCCUGAGAACUACCAGCCACCAACAGUUAAAGAUUUAGGAUCACCCGUGUGGAAACCAAGAGACAUGGUAGGCCUAGGUGAAGCAACCACACUUCCUCGAAAGGGUAAAUCCUCCUCUACCUCUUCCUGUUCAGAUAAUACAGCUAGGGACAGAGAACGUUGCUUAGUGUUUGAUUACCCAACUCCAACUCGCAAAGCAGAAGGCCAAAGCAGCACACAUGAAAAUGCGUCAUCAACAUCUUCAACCAGUGCACAGCAGCCAUGAAGAAAGUCGAGCGCUCGCAUAGGUAAAUUGCAGUAUUAACAUCAGUCAAAUGGCUCAGCAUAUCUUAAUAAUUUGCAUGCACUUCCAAUGAAUCAUUCAGCAUAGACAGAGGACAUGAGGCUGCUCAAACAUUAAUCAUUUGUUGAUUCUGUUAGAUAAUGUUAAAUUAUUCUGAUCCAAAGAUACAGGGAGGAGGAUACCAUUGCUGAAAUCAUACAAAAUUUAAAUAUAAAUCUUUGAAUAGUUCAGUAAUAAAGGUUGUUAUGAAAGAAGCUGAAUGAUUCAUUAAAAAAUAAUGUGACCAUCAGCUUUAAUAGACUUUUUUGUCUCUCGGAGCAUUUGGCAUAUUAGAUAAACUACGGAAGUGCAAAACCAUCAUGUUUUGGAGUAAAAUUAUUAAGAUUGUAAACCAUAAAAUAUCUGCUAAGAUAAGUAAUGCUAGAGCAUUACAGCCAUUGCGAGCGCACUGAAAAAUAUACUAUUUUCAAACCACACUUGGCCUAUCAGGUAACGCACAUAAAAAAAGGUUUGAUUGUAACUGCUCAAAUGUGUAAAACUAAUUCUUUAUCUAGAACAUUCCACUGGGAAGCUCUGUUUCGAUGAUUUAUUGCAUUGUUGAUUUGUAGCAGCUGCUACUUACUGAUAAGUGAAUUGUUGGUUCACCAACAACCUGGUUCAAUAUGUUUUCUUGAGUCUGUUUAUUUAGAAUUACUCUAAUGUACAUUUAAGACAAAAAUCCCACAGCAAAAAAGACUUAUCAUUCUUUAGUGAAAAAGUGAUUUUAUUUGUGAAGCAAUGUAUUGGAAAUUUAUCAUCACAUGUAAAAUAAUUUUUUACAAACACACAUCAAUCUGAAAUGUGGAAUUAUUUAUAUGUUAUGCUAUUUUCUCAGUUGCAUUCCAUAGAUCAUAUUUCACUAAUAAGUCAAAGAUUAAGUAUGAAAUAUCACCAGUUUUAUUAAUUAUUUAAGGACUAUAAAGUAUGUUAGGUUGUGUUGACCAGGAGAAACUGAAUGUGUUCUUGGAUGAUUUCUUGUGUAGGAAUUUGCAGAUAGAUUUUUGCUAAAUUAUGCAUAAAAUUUAUUUAUUGAAGAUAACUUACCUGCUUUUAAGAAGUGUAAUGUGCCAAAUUUGUUCAUAAUUUGGGAUGUAUUGUUGAUAUUAGUUGUAACUGUUAUCAGGGAAAACAAUGAUAAUUUAUUGAAUUUAGACCUGUAUUUUUUGUUUUGACACAGAAUACUCAAAUUUAUUUUGUUUCCAUAAUCUAAAUGUGCAACAAACAUGUGAAUCGGUUGCUAAAUGGAUUAAUAUUUUUGUUAGCAGAAUGAAGGGAGCUUAGCACAACAAAAUGUUAAAAUUCUUAUGUGAAUAUGAGAUUUUAUAAGAUGACUUUCUCAAACAAGCCUUGUGGCUAAAACCUGGAGAAUGUAGAGCUUUAAAUAUGGGAUGUGAGUCUUGGUAAGAAAGAUACUAUAUUGAAUAAUAUGUAUGAAACCAGGGAUUAAUUCAAAAUAAUAAUAGGAACAAUUGCAAUAUAAUUUUAUACUCUGUCAGUACCUAAGCCUUAGAGGGGUGUGAAUUGAGAACUUAAUGAAAAUAUAAAUAAAUGUAAUUGCACAAUUAUACAUAACAGACACUAUUAUAGAAAACUUAUCAUCAUUUACUAAUGGUCUAACACAUUAAAAUACCAGAAGCCCACUGUUGAGCAUUGAAGCCCUUGAUUAGAAGAAUUUUUUCUAUUCAGUGGAAAGAAAUUCCUGUUAAAGAUAAACCAAAGUUUAAUAGUAUGGUACAUGUAUAAAUAAAGAUCAUAGUAUAAUAAAUAUAUACUCAUAAUAUUUCACUUUUCAAAAGUUUCGUUCAGGUUGUACAAAUCUGUACAGUAAAAUUUGCUAUGUAAGUAAUGUGGAGUCAUAAUCAUAUCAUUACACACUAACAAAGACUGUUAUAUACAACACUGGGAGCUUAAAUAUGUGAUGUCUAUUCACAUCUCUCCAUGUAAGAGCAUGGACUUAAGACUAUCACUUUCAAGAGCAUAAAAUCAUAUUGUCACUGUCAUCCACUGUUAAUAUUUAAUUCAGUUUCAUUCCGCAACAGUAUUCCUGUAGCUCCCAUUUCGAUGCUUACAUUGAAACCGAUGUAAGCACAUUUUGUACUCAGUAAUUACACAACUGAAGAGAAAACUUAACACUAUUGAUUAAUUG
Molecule: messenger RNA, 6106 nt
Organism: Schistocerca piceifrons (Central American locust)
Lineage: Eukaryota; Metazoa; Arthropoda; Insecta; Orthoptera; Acrididae
Gene: sif
Product: protein still life, isoforms C/SIF type 2
Exons: 19
Coding region: 1-3903 (1300 amino acids)
Biological process (GO): small GTPase-mediated signal transduction; activation of GTPase activity; positive regulation of axonogenesis
Cellular component (GO): membrane; synapse
Molecular function (GO): protein binding; guanyl-nucleotide exchange factor activity
Source: RefSeq, a predicted model, not a curated record